CUGGCUGUCAAUUUUAAUUUCGAAACGUCAAGAACGUUAGUGUAUCUCACAACUUUUUCGAAUAACAAAAACAAAUUUAGUAAUAUUACCUUAGUUUCGUGAAGUUUUAGGGAACCUUUAAGUUGAGACAAAUAAUCAUCUACACACUACGAAAAUAAAUUGAAGAAUACGUAGACAAACACGGUAUAGUGCAACUAAAACAAAUUAUUACAAAAACUUAUGGUAAUUUGUGCAAAAUGGCCUUAAAUUAUGUUCGCCACAUGUUUAAAGUUAUAUCUACAAACUCUCAAAGAGUUCAUUCGAAUAUACGAUACAUAAGUUCGACGAAUCCAGUUCGACUUGGAAUGAUACCAAUCGUUGUGGAACAAACUGGAAGAGGUGAGAGAGCGUACGACAUUUACUCAAGACUUUUACGUGAACGGAUUAUAUGUUUAAUGGGUCCUAUAAAUGACGACAUUAGUUCAUUAGUUGUUGCUCAACUUCUCUUCCUUCAGUCUGAAUCUAGUAAAAAACCAGUACAUCUUUAUAUAAACUCUCCAGGUGGUAAUGUAACAGCUGGUUUAGGCAUAUACGAUACUAUGCAAUAUAUUACUCCACCAGUAGCUACAUGGUGUGUAGGUCAGGCGUGCAGUAUGGCAUCGUUGUUGUUAGCAGCUGGAGCACCGGGCAUGCGUCAUGCAUUGCCUAACUCACGUAUAAUGAUACAUCAGCCAUCGGGUGGCGUUAGAGGUCAAGCAACAGACAUCCAGAUUCAAGCUGAAGAAAUAUUAAAGCUCAAAGCUCAGAUUAAUGCAUUGUAUGUAAGACAUACAGGCUUAGAAUUAGAAAAAGUGCAGACUUCGAUGGAGCGUGAUCAUUUUAUGUCACCCCCGGAAGCAAAGGCUUUUGGUUUAAUAGAUAAUGUUCUUGAACAUCCUCCAUCUCACGCAAUGGAAAAUGAAGCUGUGGCUGCAACUUCGGGGUCUAAUCCUGCACCUGCUAACUGAUUUUCCGAACAAACAUAUUUUAUAUGGACUCAUGAAAGAUUUCUCAUUAUGUAAAAACAAUGGCUGAGGGUUUAUAGAUAGCAAAUUUUUUAAAAUUUUUUUAGAU
This is a messenger RNA of Papilio machaon (common yellow swallowtail), 1092 nucleotides long. It is a transcript of the gene ClpP, whose product is annotated as ATP-dependent Clp protease proteolytic subunit. Gene Ontology annotation, cellular component: endopeptidase Clp complex. Gene Ontology annotation, molecular function: ATP-dependent peptidase activity; ATPase binding; serine-type endopeptidase activity. Gene Ontology annotation, biological process: protein quality control for misfolded or incompletely synthesized proteins. The coding region runs from base 237 to 986 and encodes 249 amino acids. Lineage: Eukaryota; Metazoa; Arthropoda; Insecta; Lepidoptera; Papilionidae. The record is from RefSeq and is a predicted model, not a curated record. The transcript has a single exon.